Molecule: messenger RNA, 984 nt
Organism: Pelobates cultripes (western spadefoot toad)
Lineage: Eukaryota; Metazoa; Chordata; Amphibia; Anura; Pelobatidae
Source: the annotation of a GenBank genome assembly
AUGGUCCCAGGUAUUCAUACACCGAAAUCACCCCAAUUCAUUCUAUACAGCUAUGCUUACUAUACAUUAACCUCCAAUGUUCACUUUGCAGGAGGAGCCUCCAUUGAGGUCUACAGAGCCACCUCCAAUGACACCGAUUCAGACAUCUCCAAUCACACUGACACAACCGUCUCCAGCAACGCCGGCGCAGCCCUCUCCAGCGACGCCGGCGCAGCCCUCUCCAGUGACGCCGGCGCAGCCCUCUCCCGUGACACCAACACAGUUAACACAGCCAUCUUCAAUGACGCCGACGCAGCCAUCUCUAAUGACACCUAUACACUCCUCUCCAUUGACACAACUAACACAGCCCUCGCCAAUAACGCCCACGCAGCCAUCUCCAAUGACACCUAUACACUCCUCUCCAUUGACACCGACACAGCUAAUACAACCAUCUCCAAUGACCCCGACGCAGCCAUCUCCAAUGACCCCGACGCAGCCAUCUCCAAUGACCCCGACGCAACCUUCUCCAAUGACCCCGACGCAACCCUCUCCAAUGACCCCGACGCAACCCUCUCCAAUGACCCAGACGCAACCCUCUCCAAUGACACCAACGUAACCUUCUCCAAUGACACAGCCAUCUCCAAUGACCCCGACACAGCCAUCUCCAAUGACCCCGACACAGCCAUCUCCAAUGACCCAGACACAACCCUCUCCAAUGACCCCGACACAACCCUCUUCAAUGACCCCGACACAACCGUAUCCAAUGACACAGACGCAACCUUCUCCAAUGACCCCGACGCAGCCUUCUCCAAUGACCCCGACGCAGCCUUCUCCAAUGACCCCGACGCAGCCAUCUCCAAUGACCCCGACGCAGCCAUCUCCAAUGACACCGACGCAGCCAUCUCCAAUGACACCGGCCUUGUCAUCUCCAAUGACGCGGCCUUGGCCAUCUCCAAUGACCCGGCCUUGGCCAUAUCCAAUUCACCGGCGCGGCCUGUCCAAUGA